CAUGACAAGCAUUUUCUUAAGCGAGCGCUGCUCGUGCAGGACUCGCUCAGUUUGCAAAGGGCUGGCUCUGAAAACGGGGAGAAGAGAGGGCGAGGGAGAAGAGAAAAAACAAACCCAAGCCUCCCCCCCAUCUGCUGAUUAGCUUCGGUGCAGAGAGCGCUGUGGGCUUGCUGCUUUUUUUUUUUGUUUUGUUUUCUUCUUAAAGACCUUCAGCGUUAAAGGACAUUGGUCUCUUUCCAGCUUCCUGCUUCCCUCCAAACUUUGGGAAGAGCACAAUCAAGCGCAGAGGGGGAGUGGAAAAGGAAGGGCAGGGGGUGGAAAAGCAAAUCCAGGAGUUUGGGGAUUUUUUUAACCCCUUCCCGUCCAUGGCAAUCCAGGGGGGUUUCCCCGCCCGUGGAAGGCUGGAUUACUGGAGGCGGAGGGAAAGCAGCGAGAGCAGCCGCAGCCUAUGAAUUGAUUCAGUCGUGCAAAGCCAUUGCAUGGCCGCUGCCCCCGCCCGCAGCCUGCUCUUCGCCAGACUGAAGCGCCCCAAUUUGAAGCAGCGGGGCGGGCGGUAAUCCUCGGGCUGGAGGAACCUCGCCUCCCAGGAGCACGCUCCUGUUGCCGCUGGUAUCCAGGGAACCCUCCUCCUUCUCCAAGAGAUACACACUGGUUGUUGCUAAGGUCGCUUCCACGGUAACAUGCACAUCCUGUUUACACCUUUAUCUGGAGAAGUUGGGCUCAGCUAGUCACGCCAGCUUCACCUGGGAAGCUGUAGAAGGAAGCACCCACUUCCCCUUCCCUACUUCUGGCACCUCCGCUAGGAUUCUCCUCUCUCUGUCGAGGCCCCGCCAUCCAGUCCUCUCCGGGGCUGUGGAGCUAAGGCAGCUGCUAGGAGCUGCCAAGGACCGUCUGUGUCCCUGUUGGGACUUCCAGGGGCGGGAGGUGAACAAAUAGGAGCCAGCGUUUUUCCGCACACGUCUGUUGUGACUCACGCUAUUUUGGCAACAUGACGAACAACGCUGCUGACCACCAUCCUGGGAAUUCGGUUGCCGAGGGCAGCCAUGAAGGGGAUUUCGGCUGCUCCCUGGUCGACCUGCGGACCCUCAUGGAGCUUCGGAGUGGCGAGGCUGUCGCAAGGAUAAAUGACAUGUACGGGGGUGUGCAGAACAUCUGCAAGAGGCUGAAGACGUCGCCGGUAGAAGGCUUAUCUGGGAACCCAGCAGAUCUGGAGAAGCGGAGGCAGGUCUUUGGCCAGAACUUCAUCCCGCCCAAAAAGGCCAAGACCUUCCUGCAGUUAGUCUGGGAGGCGCUUCAGGACGUCACGCUGAUCAUCUUGGAAAUCGCAGCCAUAAUCUCCCUGGGCCUGUCAUUCUAUCACCCCCCGGGCGGUGACAGCGAAUUGUGUGGCCAAGCAGCGGCGGGCGCGGAGGAUGAGGGGGAGGCGCAGGCUGGCUGGAUCGAGGGGGCAGCCAUUCUCUUCUCGGUGAUCAUCGUGGUGCUGGUGACGGCCUUCAACGACUGGAGCAAGGAGAAGCAGUUCCGGGGCCUCCAGAGCCGGAUCGAGCAGGAGCAGAAGUUCACGGUCAUCCGCAAGGGGCAGGUGAUCCAGAUCCCUGUGGCCGAGAUUGUGGUGGGGGACAUUGCGCAGAUCAAAUACGGUGAUCUGCUGCCCUCGGAUGGGAUCCUGAUCCAAGGCAAUGAUCUGAAGAUCGACGAGAGCUCUCUGACUGGGGAAUCGGAUCACGUCAAGAAAUCAGUGGAUAAAGACCCCAUGAUGCUUUCCGGUACCCAUGUGAUGGAGGGCUCCGGACGGAUGUUAGUCACAGCUGUGGGCAUCAACUCGCAAACUGGAAUCAUCUUCACUCUGCUGGGCGCGGGAGAAGGGGAGGAGGAGAAGAAGGUGAAGAAAGGUAAAAAAGCAGGAGCCCCUGAAAAUCGCAACAAAGCUAAAACUCAGGAUGGCGUGGCCCUGGAGAUCCAGCCCCUGAAGAGCCAGGAAGGGGUGGAGAAUGAGGAUAAGGAGAAGAAGAAGGUGAAGGUCCCGAAGAAGGAGAAAUCGGUGCUGCAAGGGAAGCUCACCCGUCUGGCGGUGCAGAUUGGGAAGGCAGGACUGAUCAUGUCGGCCAUCACGGUCAUCAUCCUGGUGCUGUAUUUUGUGAUCGACACCUUCGCGGUGCAGCGCAGGCCCUGGCUGGCGGAGUGCACCCCCAUCUACAUCCAGUACUUCGUCAAGUUCUUCAUCAUUGGCGUCACUGUGCUGGUGGUGGCCGUGCCUGAGGGCCUGCCCCUGGCUGUUACCAUCUCCCUGGCCUACUCGGUCAAGAAAAUGAUGAAGGACAAUAACCUGGUGAGGCACCUGGACGCCUGCGAGACCAUGGGCAACGCUACGGCCAUCUGCUCGGACAAGACAGGCACGCUCACCAUGAACCGCAUGACCGUGGUGCAGGCCUACGUGGGCGACACCCAUUAUCGGCAGAUCCCAGACCCCGAAGCCAUCCUGCCCAAGGUCUUAGACCUCAUCGUCAAUAGCGUCGCCAUCAACUCAGCCUACACGUCCAAGAUCCUGCCACCGGAAAAGGAAGGGGGCCUCCCGCGGCAAGUGGGAAACAAGACAGAGUGCUCCCUGCUGGGCUUCGUCCUGGAUUUGAAGCAAGACUACCAGGCGGUUCGGAACGAGGUGCCAGAGGAGAAGCUCUACAAGGUCUACACCUUCAACUCGGUGCGCAAAUCCAUGAGCACGGUCUUGAAAAACUCGGACGGCAGCUUCCGCAUGUACAGCAAAGGGGCCUCUGAGAUCAUCCUACGCAAGUGCACAAAGAUCCUGGACAAGAAUGGGGACCUGCGGGUGUUCAAGGUGAAGGACCGGGAUGAGAUGGUGAAGAAGGUGAUUGAGCCGAUGGCGUGCCAGGGGCUGCGCACCAUCUGCCUGGCCUUCCGCGACUUUCCUGCUGACGCCGAGCCUAACUGGGACAGCGAGAACGAGAUCGUGUCUGACUUGGCUUGUAUCACCGUGGUUGGCAUAGAGGACCCUGUCCGGCCAGAGGUGCCAGAGGCCAUCCUGAAGUGUCAGCGUGCUGGCAUCACCGUCCGCAUGGUGACAGGUGACAACAUCAACACCGCCCGCGCCAUCGCUACUAAAUGCAGCAUCCUGCUGCCCGGGGAGGACUUCCUGUGCCUGGAGGGCAAGGAGUUCAACCGGCUCAUCCGGAACGAGAAGGGAGAGGUGGAGCAAGAGCAGCUGGAUAAAGUCUGGCCCAAGCUGCGAGUCCUGGCCCGUUCCUCCCCCACGGAUAAGCAUACGCUUGUGAAAGGAAUUAUUGACAGCACUGUCGGAGAGCGGCGGCAGGUGGUGGCCGUGACUGGGGACGGGACCAAUGAUGGCCCAGCCUUGAAGAAAGCUGAUGUCGGAUUUGCUAUGGGCAUCGCAGGCACUGACGUGGCCAAAGAGGCUUCAGACAUCAUCCUGACGGACGACAACUUCACCAGCAUCGUCAAGGCAGUGAUGUGGGGCCGCAACGUAUAUGACAGCAUCUCCAAGUUCCUGCAGUUCCAGCUGACCGUCAACGUGGUGGCGGUCAUUGUCGCUUUCACGGGGGCCUGCAUCACACAGGACUCUCCGCUGAAGGCCGUCCAGAUGCUGUGGGUGAACUUGAUCAUGGACACCUUUGCAUCCUUAGCCCUUGCCACAGAGCCCCCCUCGGAGUCCCUGCUGCUGCGCCGGCCGUACGGCCGCAACAAGCCCCUGAUCUCCCGCACCAUGAUGAAGAACAUCCUGGGGCACGCGGUGUACCAGCUCACCAUCAUCUUCACGCUGCUCUUUGCAGGCGAGAAGUUCUUUGAUAUUGACAGUGGCCGGAACACGCCGCUGCACUCGCCGCCCUCUGAACACUACACCAUUGUCUUCAACACCUUCGUCAUGAUGCAGCUGUUCAACGAGAUCAACGCUCGCAAGAUUCAUGGUGAGAGGAACGUCUUUGAUGCCAUCUUCCGGAAUCCCAUCUUCUGCACGGUGGUCCUGGGAACCUUUGCCGCCCAGAUCCUCAUCGUGGAGUUUGGUGGGAAGCCGUUCAGCAGCUCCGGGCUCACUUUGAGCCAUUGGCUCUGGUGCAUCUUUAUCGGUGUCGGAGAACUGCUUUGGGGCCAGCUGAUCUGCAGUGUUCCGACCAGCCACCUGAAGUUCUUGAAGGAAGCCGGACAUGGUACCACCAAGGAGGAUAUUCCAGAGGAGGACCUGCCGGAGGACAUGGAUGAGAUUGACCAUGCUGAAAUGGAGAUGCGGCGAGGACAGAUUCUGUGGUUCAGGGGCCUCAACAGGAUACAGACUCAGAUGGACGUAGUUUACACAUUCCAGACCGGCGCCUCCUCUUUACAGGGAGCCCUCAGGAGACAGCCUUCCAUCGUGAGCCAGCACCACGAUGUAAAACAUGUUUCUAGCCCAACCCAUAUCAAAGUGGUGAAUGCGUUCCGUAGCUCUUUAUAUGAAGGCCUCAAGAAACCCGAAUCCAGAAGCUCCAUUCAUAACUUCUCAACUCACCCUGAGUUCAUCAUGGAGGAAGACGAGCCUCAAACCCCAUUCCUCGACGACGCAGAAGAAGACUCCAAGACUGACGGACUCAAAAACCAAGGUGGGAGUACCCCAGGUGAAUCCUUCUCCCUCAACCAAAAUAACAAUGCGGUGGACAGCGAUCUAGCCGAGAACACCGUCACGGAGUUUGAAAGCCCCUUAGACGGCCUGGAAUCAUCAGUUUGACCUUUGAACUUUGAUACCCCCUUCACUUCCUUCACCCUGAGUCCCGUGUGAUAUCAGCACCAAUAACUGAUAUUGCAGAGCGGUCACUUCAUGUUAACUGCUCAUAUGUAUACUAUUUUGUUUUCCUUUUAUGAUUUAGUGGCAGGAACCAGAGUACCAUGGAGGGGGGAGGGAGCAGUUUGCAGUGGGUACUUGCCUAGGUGGGAAACAGCCAAGUUGAUAUUUCUUCUCCUUGAGUCAGGUUCCGUGUGUUCGUAGGGGUUUUUCAUUUUGAAAAAUGCAUGUUCAAAGAAAAGGUUCAGAUUGUCUUAAAUAGUCUUACAUGUGCACUCGCCAUCUGAGGGUACAUUUGUGGGGUGACUUGGGGGUCUUUUAGCUUGUGGGAUUUGACCUCUGAUAACGUCACACUUGUGGGGUGGGGGUGGG
Mauremys mutica (yellowpond turtle) is the source of this 5158-nucleotide messenger RNA. RefSeq names its product ATPase plasma membrane Ca2+ transporting 4 (gene ATP2B4). Gene Ontology annotation, molecular function: ATP binding; P-type calcium transporter activity; ATP hydrolysis activity. Gene Ontology annotation, biological process: calcium ion transmembrane transport; regulation of cytosolic calcium ion concentration. The transcript is spliced from 22 exons. Bases 989 to 4732 code for a protein of 1247 amino acids. NCBI's taxonomy places the organism in Eukaryota, Metazoa, Chordata, Testudines, Geoemydidae. The record is from RefSeq and is a predicted model, not a curated record. Gene Ontology annotation, cellular component: membrane; intracellular membrane-bounded organelle.